This is a messenger RNA of Pectinophora gossypiella (pink bollworm), 570 nucleotides long. Its product is annotated as cyclin-dependent kinase inhibitor 1C-like. The record is from RefSeq and is a predicted model, not a curated record. The transcript is spliced from 3 exons. NCBI's taxonomy places the organism in Eukaryota, Metazoa, Arthropoda, Insecta, Lepidoptera, Gelechiidae. The coding region runs from base 1 to 570 and encodes 189 amino acids.
AUGCUUCUCUUAGAACCAGCUGCCAGACGUCGGUCGCUUCGCACACAGUUCCUGCUGCACGCCGCCUUACCUCACGCGAGCGGUGAUUCAAGUCCUCGAGCGCAGCGACGUCCGCCCGCGUGGCCGCCGGCCGAUGCGCUGGUAGUGGCGGCGUGUGGCGCGGCGGCGGGUGGCGGCGUGGUGCAGCACACGGUGUGGGAGCGGGCGCGGCUGGUGGCGCUGCCGCAGCCGGUGGCGGUGGCGGUGGCGGUGGCGCGGCCCGUGCCCGUCGCCGUGGCCGAGCCGGUGGCGGUGGUGCGGCCGCGCGCCGUGCCGGUGCCCGUGCCGCUGCCCGUGCCGGUGGCCGUGCCGCGCCCCGUGGCCGUGCCCGUGGACCGGCCCUUCCCGUACCCGGUGGCGCGGCCGGUGCCGGUCACCGUCACGCAGCCCGUGCACUACCCGGUGCCGCUGCCGUACGCCGUGCACGUGCCGCACGCGGUGCCGGUGCCGGUGCACGCGCCUGCGCACACGCACGCCGCCGCCGACACGCUCCUCGACGAUCACCGACAUGCCAUACAACACCCCUACUGA